ACCCAUUAUAUAAUGAUGUUUGACUAGAUAUAUUUUCUAAUGAUAUCAAAAUAUAUUAAAUGAAACAACUUUAACUACGUCGCAUUAUUUUAUGAGAGCAUUAGUAAUGGUAAAAUUAGAUUUGUCAAAGUUAAAAAUAUCCAAAUAUAAAGGUGUCAACUUUUUUUUUUUUUUUUGGGGGAAAACAAAGAGAGUAAGGCCCCAUUUGUUUGCACUUAAUGGAGGUCUGAAUCUGAAUGGUUCAGAUUUCAGCCCAUUAAGUGCAUUUUUUUUUUAAAAUAGUCUCUUAAUACAUCUGAAAACAUCUGACUCGGUCAAAUUUCAAAAAGAAUCUUAAUGGGAUUCAGACUCUCAAAAAUGCUAAAUUUAUUUGCUUAAAAAGCUCACACGUCUGUUUUUUUUUUCUCUUUAUAAUUUACGCUUCUCUCUCUCUCCUUAUAAUUUACUCUUCUCUCUUUAUCCCCAAGCAUCAACGAUGCUCUUUCUCCCUCUUUAUCAGUAAGCUAUUCAUCAAAUUCUUUCUUCUUGAACAGACAAUUCACAAGUAUUUUCACGAGGUUCUUGAGGCAAUGAUGAAUUUUGCAAAAGAGAUGAUAGCACCUACAACAUUUAAUUCGAAUAUGAAUAUUCCUGGUGCUCAUAACAGGUUACGAAGAAUUUUUAAGGGAGCAAUAGGUACACUAGACGGGACAUUAGUACAUGCUGUUGUUCCCGCUAAUCAACAAAUUGUUUAUAGAGGAAGGGGAAAAGGUAAAUGCUAUCAGAAUGUUCUGGCAAUAUGUGACUUCGAUAUGGUCUUCACUUAUGUUUAUGCUGGAUGGGAAGGGGUAGCACAUGAUGCACGCGUUCUAACCGAGAUUGCAUCUAAUCCAGAUAAUGGCUUUCCAUUUCCUCCACCAAAUAAAUACUAUCUAUGUGAUGCGGCAUAUCCUAAUACUCGAGGAUUUCUAGCACCGUAUCGUAAUAUUCGAUAUUGGUUAGGAGAUUAUCAUCGUAGGCGUGCCAUAAUGAAGGAGGAAAAGUUUAAUCAUGCUCAUGCACAGCUUAGAAACGUUAUCGAACGUUCCUAUGGAGUACUGAAAGCAAGAUUUCCUAUAUUGGACAAGAUGGCUCCAUAUCCUAUUAAUAUCCAAAGAGAUGUUGUUAUUGCAUGUUUUGCCGUUAAUAAUUUUAUCAGGAAGGAGCGCAUCAAUGAUGACUUGUUUAAUCAUUUUGAUACGCCUCAAGUGAUAUUUGAUGAAGAAGGACAACAAGAAGAAGCAUUAGAUGAAACAAAUGGACCUAGUUGGACAGUUGAAGAUUCUCAGAUAAUGACCGAUAUGAGGGAGCAACUUGCACUCCAACUAAUGCAAAGAAGAUGAAAUACUUGAGAGUUCUAUAUUUUAGUUAUUUGAAUUUUUUUUCCAGUGUUGGAGUGUUACAAUUUGAUGAUUGUUAGUUAAUUAUUCAAAUACUCUAAUAUUUAUGUGUCUAAAUCAUAACUGUAUUUGAGAUAUUGUUUUACUUUGUUGGAUAGGUUUGAUUUAUAGAUUAAUUUAUGUUAAAUUUAAA
Lycium barbarum (goji berry) is the source of this 1551-nucleotide messenger RNA. RefSeq lists its product as uncharacterized. The record is from RefSeq and is a predicted model, not a curated record. Bases 570 to 1361 code for a protein of 263 amino acids. Lineage: Eukaryota; Viridiplantae; Streptophyta; Magnoliopsida; Solanales; Solanaceae. The transcript has 4 exons.